CAUAAUCAGACUUAUGACGGCCAAGGUUAGCAGUACCGAGGUUGUAUAAUAUUGCGGGGAGAAAUUACCCCAGAAACGUUGUGCGACGUCCGGUAGCUGACAAAUGAGAGCAUCAUAAGUGGAACCCCGUAACCUCAAUCGUAAAGGGGUAUAAGUGAGGCAUUCAAUUAACCUGGAUUGUAUAGGCAUAUAUUCUCAAUAAUAUCAUGACCACAUGUUCCAAUUGACUUCGCCCAAGAUGCCACGGUCUCUAACCAUCAAGAAAGUCGACGGCAAGCCCGGCCAGGUUUACUACCCCCUCCAACUAAACCAAACCCCCAAGCCCACCCCAGGGCCCAAGGAACUGCUCAUCCGGGUCCACUCCGCCGCCCUCAACCACCGAGACUUCUUCAUCCGGCAGGCGCUGUACCCAGGCAUCUCCUUCACCACCCCCUUACUCGCCGACGGCUUCGGCAGCGUCGUCGAGGCUCCCUCGGCGCCGGACCUGGUCGGGAAGCGCGUCGUCCUGACCCCCUCGUGGGGCUGGGCCGCCUCGCCCGACGGACCCGAGGACUACGCGCGGUACGGCGUGAUCGGCGGCGCGGCGCCGUGGCCAGCCGGCACAGCGCAGGACUACGUCGUCGUGCCCGAGGACGAGGUAGAGCUCGCGCCCGCGCACCUGACACCCCACGAGGCCGCCGCUUUACCCCUCGUCGGCGUGACCGCCUGGCGCGCCCUCGUGACGAAGGGGCUGAGCGGCGACGCGGGCUCUGCUGCUGGUAAGAACGUCCUGGUGACUGGCAUCGGGGGCGGCGUGGCGCUGGCCGCGCUGCAGUUCGGUGUUGCGCUGGGGUGCAAGGUAUACGUGACCUCGGGCUCGGCGGCCAAGCUCGAGCGCGCGAGGGAGCUGGGCGCCGCGGGCGGGGUGUCGUAUAAGGAGGCCGGAUGGGAGAAGCAGCUCCUAGCGCAACUACCCGCGUCGCGGCCGUACCUCGACGUCGUGGUCGACGGCGCGGGCGGGGACAUAGUGUCCAAGGCCGUGAAGCUGUUGCGCCCGGGGGGUGUGAUAUCGGUCUACGGGAUGACCGUGGGUCCGAAGAUGGACUGGACGAUGCAGGCCGUGAUGAAGAACAUCGAGCUCCGGGGCAGCACUAUGGGUUCGCGGGCCGAGUUCCGGGAUAUGGUCGCGUUUGUGCGGGAGCAUAAGAUAAGGCCGGUCGUGAGCCGUGUUGUAAAGGGGUUGGAUAAUAUUGAGGCGAUCGACGGCUUAUUCGAUGACAUGAAAAAUGGGAAGCAGUUCGGCAAGCUCGUCAUCGAGAUCUCCUUGCCUGAUGACGAGGCAGAGGCAAAGCUUUAGAUAGCGAUUAGCGCGAUGAACACGAUGGGAAUUUCAUGACGGAAACCUAGGAAUAAUGCGCAGGAUGUAAGAAAUUGGACAUAGAUCAUGAAGAAUUAACCCAAGUAGACU
Annulohypoxylon truncatum is the source of this 1447-nucleotide messenger RNA. RefSeq names its product oxidoreductase. The record is from RefSeq and is a predicted model, not a curated record. NCBI's taxonomy places the organism in Eukaryota, Fungi, Ascomycota, Sordariomycetes, Xylariales, Hypoxylaceae. Gene Ontology annotation, molecular function: oxidoreductase activity. The transcript is spliced from 2 exons. The coding region runs from base 215 to 1336 and encodes 373 amino acids.